GGGGGCGGACUUCUCUCCUCUGCAGGCAAUGCAGCUCUCCCCGGCUGGCGGUUUUCGGGUAAUCGGCUCGGGGCAAUCCGAGACCGGGGCAUCGACGCCACCCCGGCUCCUCGACCCUCCCCCGACCGGUGGGACUGUGGAACCCACGAGGCGACUGCGUGUGGCGUUGUUUCCCCGCUGGCACCACUCCGGGACGUCGCUGUCCCUUCCGGUGGGCGGCGUGAGGUCCGGCGCCACGUAGAUUCUUUUGCACUAUCGGGCUUCGCUCUCGCGGCUCCAAUCCUCGCAGAUGAGCCUGAGACCACUGGCCUUGCGACGCCGUCGACCUCGGAGCUCCCGGGCGAGGCCGUGUCUGUCCCUCAGGCUGCUGCGGGGGCAUUAAGUCGCGUUGUUCGCGACGCGGAGGGCGACCGCGGUGGCCACGGCCAAAACCAGAGAGCGACAGAGACAGGAGGCGACCACCGCUUGUCUCCGCAGGCAGAACGCGUCUCGCCGUCGCCUUUGCAUGUGGAACCGCAGUCAAACUUGCUGGACUUUUCCUCCAUGCCAAGCAGCCACGAACCCGCCUUCACCCCCCAAACAGAAAUGCGCCUGCGAAACCGACCCAUGAGAAAGUACCUCCGGAGACGCCUCCGCCACCUUCCGCCUCCCACCCAUCUCAUUUCUGGCGCGGGUCAGCCGUCCGCGUCGGCGGAGCACUGGGUUGAUGUCGAAGACGUCACAGACAAGUGCCUGCGGUACAUAAACUGGUACCGCCAAGAGGGCCUCGAACAUCCUCUCGAACCGAUCAAAGCUACGACGACCCUGCGAGAAGACGCGGCCGCACUCGUGCGGCGCCUGACGUUGACGCACUGCAGAGGAGCGUACCCUUUUCCCUCUCCGAGACCCCUCGUCCCCGGGGCUUUCGAUGCGAACUGGUUUGGCGCCAAAGAGCCUGAUUGCAGUUUCGCGGCUCUAACGUGGUUCUCUCAAUUUCGUCACUUCGACGGGCAAUUUCCAGGUGCUCCAGUUGAGGAGCUGGCUUCCGGGUUUCGCGUCGGCGAAUUUGCUCGAAUGAUGCACAGAAGAGCGACUGGCAUCGGCUGCGCGCGGACCCGAAGCUGCGCGGGAGGCGUCAACUGGCUCGUGUGUCUCUACGGCUCGGUCCCUCACCGCCCGAACAACGCGGAUUUGCGUGCAGAAGACGUGAUUUUUGGGCCGGAAGUGUGGGAAUCGAUUCUGCAACGCGAGGCCUCAGCACCCGGCGGCACGCAGGCGAAGGAAGUGCUAUCGGCUUCCUCGGAGGAGGCAGACGUGUCUCUACACAUUCGGUUGAGCGGCACAAGCGAAGACGCUUUGCGGGAAGGCGGUGGCGCCAUUGAGCGUCCAGCCUCCGCAUCUGAAUCGAGUUUUUCGGAGGCCGGCCGCCAGUUUGCGACUCAGAGCAGCUCCAUGGUGGGCGAGACAUUCGAAGGUCACGACGAGCUGUGGCGGGUCUCCUGGCCCGGCCGCAUGGAUCUGAGGCCCCGCGGGAUAUCUGGCCUCGCCCCGCGGCCAAGGCUCGCUGAAGUGUGGGGUCAAGACAUAUCGGAGGAAUCAGUCAUGGACAUAGCCAGGGGCGGCCGCCGGGGUGUGACGAUCGAUGAAAAGGGCGGGAUCGAUAAACUGUUCAUGACGCUGACGGGACGCGACGGUCAGGACGAACUGCUGGUGGUGGAAGUCGACGAGCACAGUGCAGAGAGAGAGAAUGAGGCAGAGCUCGACAUUGCCAGCUCGAAUCAGUUCCAGACAGCAGAACAGAGCGAUGCUGACGAGCCGUGA
This is a messenger RNA of Neospora caninum, 1800 nucleotides long. Its product is annotated as putative SCP extracellular domain containing protein. The record is from RefSeq and is a predicted model, not a curated record. The annotation marks the transcript as partial. NCBI's taxonomy places the organism in Eukaryota, Apicomplexa, Conoidasida, Eucoccidiorida, Sarcocystidae. The transcript is spliced from 6 exons.